Athalia rosae (coleseed sawfly) is the source of this 1875-nucleotide messenger RNA. RefSeq lists its product as uncharacterized. Lineage: Eukaryota; Metazoa; Arthropoda; Insecta; Hymenoptera; Athaliidae. Gene Ontology annotation, molecular function: protein binding. The record is from RefSeq and is a predicted model, not a curated record.
UUCAAAUUAUCUUCAUUUUUUUCAAGCGGGAGCGGAUCCGAAGAUCCGCGUUGCUGUGAGUGAUCAGCUCAAAGAUCAAAGUUGUCAGAAAAUUGUAAACUUUAUUUUCAAGAAAAGAUAUAUCGAAAAAGAGGCAUGUGUUCGUACCAAGGAAAUUACAAAAGUUUCAUCCCAUCGGAGCUUUUAUUGAGCAUGCAGACCCAAAGGUCUCACCUGUGUGCGAAGGCCUGCAACAUACCGUACAGGCAAGCUGAUCAAAAGUUAUCAAUGGAUGAUAUGGAAGAUUAUCUUAUUAUUAAUUUGUUUUCUUCGAUUAUGAAAAAAAUGGUCGGUAAAGCAGCCACAGAUAAUAACUGGUGAGGCAAGAAUAAAGCGAGCAUUCGUACCUACUGACGGUGUGUCGCAAUCGGAACAUUUUAAUGACGAGCAUUUACCAUGAAUACCAGCCAAAGCCCACUACCAAACAUGCUGUCAAAUUUUCACGAUUCACUGAAUCCGAAAUCCCGAACAGUGAGCUACGCAGUCACAAGCGCAUUCGUUCGUUCACAAGUCGCCGGUACCGCCGCGGAAGCUGAUUAUUUAUCGGAAGUCCAACAAGGUCUACAAUUGAACGGAGAUGUGAAUAUUCUCAGUCAAAUGGAAGGAACGCAGGAUAUAUUAUGCAUCGCCUAUACGGAACAAUGUGAAAUGCUAGCAGCGGGUAUUUCGGACGGUUCGAUAAGAAUGUUCAAAGUAAAAUCUGGGCAGUACAUGACUGCGCUUCGGGACGCCGAAAUGCGACAAAAUCCUGGACCGACGACUGCUAUAAAACAUCGCCCCCUUCGAAAAUCCCAUCCCAUAACGCAGACUCUGACCGCGACGUGUCAGUAUCUAAUUUCCAAUCGAUUGAAAGCAGAUUGUUCACCUGUCCAUAUUUUAGAUGCCACCGGCUGCGUAAAAUGCUGGCAUUACCCGACCGGGCAGUGUCUCUACACCAUCAGAGAACGAAGGCAAACCUUAGGGCUGGGGUACCACCCUUCUUUACCAAAAUUCGUAACCGUGGGCGACGAUACGAACAUUUAUCUUUACGACGAAGAGACCAAAAUACAAGAAAGAGUAUUUCACGCCAGCAACGCACCCGAAACGAUGAACGGCCACACUUCUCGAGUUUUUUGCGCUUGUUUCAACCCGAAAUCGGCCCACGAAUUAAUCAGCGGCGGCUGGGACGAUACCGUGCAAUUCUGGGACACGAGGCAACCGUACGCAACGCGCCGAAUUUCAGGUGUUCACAUGUGCGGCGAUGGAAUCGAUAUAAGCAAGAGCGGAAAGGAGGUCCUAACUUGCGCUUGGCAACGAAAGAAUCCUCUUCAGCUGUGGGAUUACGGUUCAGGAAAAUUGAUGGUCACCAUAGAACCGGAUAUAUUCAAUUCCCAAUUGUAUUGCGGAAAAUAUAUAAAUAAUUUAUUCGUCGUUUGCGGCGGCGGUGAUGCAAAUCUUCUCAGAGUCGUCGAUCUGCGUUCUCAUACGACCGUAGCCUCGGUGAGAAAUCUUCCCGGAGCGGUAUUCGAUCUGGACAUCGGUCCGAUUAAUACGAAGCACACGAAACGUUUGAAGAACGACAUACCCCAGUUACCGAAAAUGGCGUUCUGCAGCACGAAAAAAAUUUACGAAAUCGAAAUCGGCUGAAAACGGCGCUUCGUAAUCACGUUUAAUUCAUUAUUGAAGUAAUUAUAUGAAUAUUGUGGCGACGGUGUCGAGUACAACAAUAUCAAGCAAUAAACAAUGUAUUUCAUUUGAUACAAACUAUGGUACAAAAUUUAUACAGAACAACGCACAGUUUCUUUGAUAAGACAGUAGUUUCUUUUUAUUAUCUUUUAAACACACACUUAAGCGAGA